Molecule: messenger RNA, 1005 nt
Organism: Gloeophyllum trabeum ATCC 11539
Lineage: Eukaryota; Fungi; Basidiomycota; Agaricomycetes; Gloeophyllales; Gloeophyllaceae
Exons: 6
Coding region: 1-1005 (334 amino acids)
Source: RefSeq, a predicted model, not a curated record
AUGUCGAUGGUCGGUCCGACCACCUUCGACCAAGACGAGACGUAUCGACGUCCCGUUGGCGGUGUCGGCAGCGCCGUAGGCGCUUUUCAGUACCUCUGGCUUUCUCUCACGCCCUCUAUCUCGCCGUCUAUGGCUACGUCGCGUGAUUGUAUCGACAUCCCGAGAGCUGCGUGCUUGUCACGAGCUCCCCGCUGGUACCGCGCACUCGAUUCGCGGCAUGACCCCUGCUGCCUUGUGUCUGCGUGCACACUUGGUCUUCCGCGCCCCGGAAUCGCGAAGACGGGACGUAUCGCCGUCCGCGGAGCGGUGUUGGAUGGCGCUCAUGUCUCUAUGCCAACGCCGAGUCGCUUCGUCGUCCCCGAGGAGGACAGGAUGUAUCGUCGUCGUGGGAGCGGUGCCGAAGACGUCGUGUCAUGGAGCGGCGCUCUCACGGCUGUGCCGAACUGUCCUCGAUGGCUUCCAAAGAUGAGACACAUCGACUUCCCGCCAGGGGCGUGCCUGACUCUUCCAGACGAUAACCCUUCUCGGCCACGACGCUCGUGCGGUGUCUGCCCUCGCCAUCCAUCCCACACCGUCGAUGUCGGUCUCGUCGAGCACUCGGUACGCAAAGAUGAGGCGCGACGCCUGCCGAGUAUCGGGGACGGGUCGUUGACCUGCAACGGGUGGGUGCGCGCGCCCGCCGCGGCCACCGACAGACAGCAUGACUCCCUCGACAUCCAUCCUCGCCGUCGACUCCCCGCCGCCUCCCUCUCCGCUCCGACAAAGUGCCCGUAUGCGAAUACGGGACGUAUCGCCGCACCGGAAGCUGCGUGCUCGCACGCGGCUAUGGUGGCUCUAGGCGAUACCCUUCGCGUUCGCCGCCCUUGCGCGCGGUCUACCCCCUCCCGUCGACUCUACCCGGUACCGUCGACGUCGUCCCCACGUGGUCUGGUGAGGCCCUCCGGUCAGCAAAGACGGGAUGUAUCGCGUUCCCGCGAGCGGCGUGAAGCCCCGCUCCAUGUCUGA